GAUCAGUCUGAGGAACUGAAAGUCGAGGGAGACUGCGGGUGGCUUGAGGCAUCAGGUGUCCAUGCAGGGAGAAAGAGGAGAUGAGCAGUAACAAGUUGAGUGAGCUCUGCAGCACCGUGCAUGUGAUCAGGGGAGUCUCAAACAGUAUGUGUGUGACAAGAUCAAACAUAAGACCUGCUGUAGGACGCAACAGCAAUCAAUUUUAAUCAGUCAUCUGGGACUGGACCCGAAGGAAGAGGACAAUGCAGUUGGCCAAGAAACACUACCAUUAGUCUCUCAUUGGACUUGUGCAUGAGGGUGCAAAUAGUACGGUCGAUAAGAAGACUCAAGACAUCCACCUCGAGCAAUAAUCUAAUGCUGCGCUUAAUCCAGAAAAUGAAUAAUAAAUCACCCAAUGGACACCAAGUAGAGGACGUCUGACCCGAUGAGCAUUCAUUCUGGAUUAUUCAAAAGGUAAUCCAUAACAUUCUGCUGGACCAUGGCUUGCAAACGGAAGCAGUGGAGGUCCACGGGCAAAGGCUUGGUUCUGGGAAUCCUCCUGACCAGCUGCACAAUCCUGAUUUACUGCCUCUCCUCUGCACAGAUCCUGUUCAGCCAUCCAGAGCUUCCAGUGCCUUACUCUUGUGCCCACCGUCCAUCCCAGCUCCGCCCAAAACUAAUCGCCAACAGCUCACAGCAAACCACUGAGCCGACCUGCACUCCUAAAGUGGAUAUCAUGUUCAUGAAAACCCACAAAACAGCCAGUAGCACCUUCCUCAACAUCCUUUUCCGCUUUGGGGAGAAGCAUCGACUCAAAUUUGCCUUCCCUAACAGCAGAAACGACUUUUUUUAUCCGUCGCUGUUCCAGCGCUCACAGGUUAAAGACUACAGACCUGGAAUGUGCUUCAACAUUAUUUGUAAUCACAUGCGCUUCAACGCACCCGAGGUGACCAAGUUGCUCCCUAUGGACACUUCCUACAUCACUAUUCUGCGGGACCCCGCGGAGCUUUUUGAGUCAUCCUUCCACUAUUUUGGCCGGCUGGCGCCUUUUACCUGGAAGAUACCAGGUGAUGACAAGCUGACUGAGUUUUUACGCGACCCACAUUACUACUUUGAUCCAGACGGCUUUAACGCAUUCUACCUCAAGAAUCUGCUGUUCUUUGACUUCGGGCAGGACAACACUCAGGAGCUGGAUGAUCCGCGGGUAGAAGAGGGAAUCCGAUCCAUCACUGACCGUUUCCAGCUGGUCAUGUUGGUGGAAUACUUUGAGGAAUCACUCAUCCUGCUCAAGGAGGCCCUCUGUUGGGAGAUGGACGAUUUGCUCUUCUUCAAGCUCAACGCCCGCAAGGGGUCCACUGUGUCUAAACUCACGCCCGAGCUGAGGGCCAAGGCUCUCGAGUGGAACGCCGUUGACUGGAAGCUGUACCAGCAUUUCAACCAGACCUUUUGGAAGAAAGUUGAUGCAUAUGGACGGCGGCAGAUGGCCCAGGAUGUGGCCGAGCUCAGGAGAAGGAACGUGGAGAUGGCGUCCAUCUGCAUCGAGGGGGGUCGAGCUGUUGAGGCCGGCAGCAUCCAAGAGACAGCCAUGCAGCCAUGGCAGCCCAUGGGAGAGAAGUCCAUCAUGGGCUACAACCUGAAGAAGAACGUGGACAAGGCACACAGGAAGUUGUGCCGAAAGAUGUUGAUGCCGGAGCUGCAGUACUUGACGGAGCUGGGGGUCAACCUGUGGAUCACCAAGCUGUGGGGCCAUGUCCGAGAUGUCAUUAACUGGUGACCAGACAUAUGAGCAUGAGGAACCAGUUCAACUCUGACAGACUGUAUUCGAAGAAGAGGAAUCUGUGAGGCUGAUUAAUUGAAAUUAUAACAGAUAUGUCACAUUUUUUAUGGCCCGUCCAUUUUUGUGUAAAUUCAUACACAAUGGCUUAAUUACAUGUGCUAUGUCUUUGAAAAUAAAUACUGUAGACCUCCCAAUCUACAAAUACUUUUACCCUAUAUUCUUACUCUGACCAUGUCCUAAUAUAUCCGAUGAGUACAUUCAGGAUUAAUGAAUGAGGCUUUAAAUAGAUUAAAGACACAUUUGAAAGAUUGUUUGAAGACUGAUUGGUUCCAAUGCUUUGAACCGAAUAUUUUGUUGCCCUUUGUUGCUAUGCCCCAAAGUUGCAACAUUUAAGUUUUAAGGGACUGAAGCCACAAUAAGGGCUAAAAUAGAGAUGAGAAAAUUGUGAAUUUAAGGAACAUAUCCCACUUUACUGUCUGUGGAGGACAAACAAUUAUAAUUUAAAUAAUAGGGUUGCAAAUACAGACCUAGAUAUAUGGCUGCCUUUUUCACUUUUCAUAACAGGGAAAGCACAUGGCGGUUCAACUAAUGACACUAAUCUCCGCUCUGUUUCUGGAGCUACUACAUGUAAAUCCAACAAAGCAAUCAUUAUUAUUAUUAUUACUGUACACCUGCGCUUUUUCUGCAGCGACAUUCUGAAAGAUCUGUAAUGAGAAAAGGGCAUGGGCAAUAAUAAGUAAUUUUUGUUUGAUGGCAUAUCACUGCAAUGUGCUAUAUGAAAUAACAUCUAUGCUUCUUUGAAGUUAAAGCCAAUUGAUAUCAAUUCAUAAACCUCCUUAUGUCAUUCGCCCUCGCGAUGGGCGUGGCAAUGACAUUGACAAUGUGGUAAGAAAUUGUUGCAUAGUGAGUCACAAAAUGUUCAGCCAAAUAGAUCACUAUGACUAACAGUGUUAAACACCAACAACAUGUGGUUACACAGCCUUGUAACCAUAGCGUACUGAAAGGAAUACAAUUUAUUUCUCCAAUGUAUUGAGAAGUAUUUCUCAAUAGAAUGCAUCCCAAACAUCACCUGUUAUUGCCCUGUAUUGCUAAUUUACUUUUGAUACAUAUAUUAUUUUUUCCUCUUUUGUUCAUCCAGUUUAUCUAUUAUAUGUUCUAUUAUCUAUUCAUGCUUUGGUUAUAUAUUAAUUUAUCUGUAAUUUACUGAUUUUGUCCUCCAUACCUUUGUCUGUUUUUCCUGGUAAUAAAUGAUUCUUUUCAAAAUAAAUUGAAAAUGAAAAAAUGUAGAAUUUCAUAUAUGUUGGUGACAACUUGCUCUCAAUGGGUGACUGUUUCAUCCUUAUAUUACUCCAUGUACAAAAAGUAGUAAUAUGUAUUUGUGUUUAAUUGUGCAUGAAUGUAUAUGGCAUCCCAACCAUCUGAUAUUUAUAUAUUAUCGUAUUUAAAGGAUUAAGCAGGUUCACUGCUGAUGCAGUAAUUUAUUACCAUUGGAUUACUGAAAGAGCCCAAGAAGGAGUUAGCAUUUCUUAUAAAAACUGUACAACCAAAACAAUUUAACACUGUCUGGAUAAAAGGAUAUAUUAAAGUAUUGUAUCACUAUGACAAAUCCAAACCAAAUUAUACUAAACUGAGAUUGAACCUGUAGACUUGACUGACAGGUUAUACUUUGCAUUGGGCAACUUCUCUCAUUUAGUCCUAUAAAUGACUAAUUCACAUAAGUACAGAGACCUUGUGUUUAGAAAAUUGCUUGAAAAAAAAACAACCCCUUUUUCACAGAAGACAUGUGUCCUCUACUUAAGUGACCCAGUAUGCUGUUACAGUGGAGCAGUCACUCGUCAGUUUAACAAUUGUUUGUAUUAUUAUUGAUCUGUGUUCUUCCUGCUGCGCGUAUAAAAUUUCCUUUUGCAGUUUU
Molecule: messenger RNA, 3668 nt
Organism: Pungitius pungitius (ninespine stickleback)
Lineage: Eukaryota; Metazoa; Chordata; Actinopteri; Perciformes; Gasterosteidae
Gene: gal3st1a
Product: galactose-3-O-sulfotransferase 1a
Exons: 4
Coding region: 479-1753 (424 amino acids)
Biological process (GO): galactosylceramide biosynthetic process; myelination
Cellular component (GO): membrane
Molecular function (GO): galactosylceramide sulfotransferase activity
Source: RefSeq, a predicted model, not a curated record